CCACCCGAUCCGACCUCACCUGACCCGGCGCUGCCACUAGAAGCUUCCACCCUUGCCUCCUCCUUCCUUCCUUCCGGCCGCACGUGCCGCUCACCCGCGCCGCCCCCCUUCCCCUCCUAGACCCGGUCCACCGCCCGCGCGCUCUCCUCCCGUCCCCUCCCCUGCCAGAUCCGGCAGUGCCGCGCCGGGGCGGCCUCUCGGGUUGGGUAGGGUUUUCGCCGUCUCCGAUCGGAGCUAGGAAGGAGAGAGAGAAAGAGGGAGGGGAGCGAGAUGGAUCAGAGCAGGAGGGCGGUGGAGUCGUACUGGCGGUCGCGGAUGGUGGACGGCGUCACGGCGGACGACGACAAGGUGGCCCCCGUCUACAAGCUCGAGGAGAUCUGCGAGCUGCUGCGCGCCUCCGACGCCGGCAUCGUCAAGGAGGUGGCUGACUUCGUCCUCAAGCGACUCGACAACAAGAGCCCCGUCGUCAAGCAGAAGGCUCUGCGGUUGAUUAAAUAUGCUGUUGGGAAGUCUGGUACUGAUUUCAAGCGGGAAAUGCAACGGCACUCAGCAGCUAUGCGUCAGCUUGUUCACUACAAGGGGCACCCUGAUCCGUUGAAAGGGGAUUCUCUUAAUAAGGCCGUCCGUGAAACAGCAAAUGAUGCUAUUGCUGCUAUUUUCUCCACAGAGGACCCUAAACCAGCUGUUGCAACAGAAGGUCUUGGCAAGCGCAUACAGGGUUUUGGAAAUACUAAUUUUGAGCCAUCAAGGGAUGACAAAAAAUCUUUCCUUAGCGAGUUAAGUGAAGUAGUGGGCAUUGGCAGUGCUUCCAUUAAACAGGGUUUGAGCAACUUUGCUGCAUCUCAUUCAUCAAUGAUAACGAAUGAUAAUGGUGGUCCGUACAAGAGCCCAAACCUUCGAAGGUCUCUGACCACAGAAACUGAUAAAUAUGGUAGGUAUGAUCCAAGUGAAAUUCAAGGGGAGAGUCGUUCUUCAUCUGGUUCUUCAAAGAACAUGACUUCUGGUUCAUGGGGUCCUAGUCCAUCCAGUUCUGCACCAACUGAUGAUGCUGGUUCAAGUCAAACAGGGGUUAAGACUCGUGAGGAGAGACUUUUAGAUACAAUCGCAACUUCAAGUGGUGUACGGUUGCAACCAACUAGAGAUGCUCUGCAAUUAUUUCUAACAGAAGCCACUAAAUUGGAUGCAGUUGCUUUGAGCCAUGCCCUUGAGAACAAAUUGAAUUCUCCUUUAUGGCAGGUUCGCAUGAAGGCAAUUUGUGUACUGGAAGCAAUUGUAAGGAAACAGGAUACUGAUCCUUAUUCGAUCAUUACUUCAUAUUUCUGUGAGAACAGUGCAUCUGUUGUUAGAUGCUGCGAGCUUCCGCAGGUUUCUCUCAGAGAAAAAGCUUCAAAGGUCUUAAAUCUGCUGGUUGGGGAACAACCUACUGGAACCAAUAAUCUUUCAGAAACAAAGACUACAAUACCUGCUGCACAGAUGCCUGAUUUGAUUGAUACAGGGGAUCAAGAUGACCCUGGGGCUCAAAAUUCAGCUCAGGAAGGCAGUGAGAAGAUAGUGGGGAAUAGAACAUAUUCUUGUUCUGUUGAUGAUUUGCUUGGUGUUGAACCUAUUGCUGAUAUAAGUACCACCAUCAGUAAUGGUAAUGGAAGUGAUCCAUUUGCAGAUGUGUCAUUCCAUGAGGUGGAGACUAAGGAUACUAAUGACCUAUUCUCGGGGAUGAAGGUAGAAGAAAAAACAUCUUCAGCCUUACAUGAUAGUUCAUCAAUAAACAAAAAUGAAUUGCCAGAUAUUUUUGGCAGCAGCCCUGAGCCAUUCUUCCAAGAAAGUGUAGAGGACAAAGGAACUGUGAAUGAUUUGAUGGGAGGUUUGAACCUUAAUGGAACUGCCGAAGCUCAGCCUGGAGUUAAAACAGAAGCUAACAACAACACUGUCAAUGUUUCACAGCUCUUUGACAUGAACAGUCAAACAAGCAAUAUGGCCAAUUCUGCAGCAAUGACUGGUAUUCUUGGUCAAAGCUCCUUUUAUCAGCAACAGCAGGUUCCCUUGCAGUACAACAUGCCACCACAGAUGCUGUUCAAUCCAUCAUUUGCUGGGCAGCAAUUAAACUAUGGUGCUAUGGGUGUUCUUCUUGCUCAGCAGCAGCAACUUCUGCAAAAUCUAGGAAAUUUCAAUGCUGGGUUGGGACACUCAUCUUUCAAUACAAUGAGCAGCGGAAAUGCAUCUGUGCUUCCUGAUAUCUUCAAUUCAAGUAACCAACCUCAACAUGUUGCUGUGAUGAGCAACUCAAAGAAGGAAGAAACUAAAGCUUUUGAUUUUGUUUCGGAUCAUCUCGCAGCAGCACGUGGUUCAAAAAAGUAAAUCGAAUGCAGUGAGUCUGCCCAGACUGUAGCAACAACGCAAUUGCUUGGCUUCUCGCAAACUUCGCUCAUAUCGUGAGAGUUCCAUUGAUUAAUUGGAUGAAUCGCACGAACAAAUUUUGCAUGGUUUGCUGCAACAGAUGACCAGAGGAAGGAUACAGCUGGAGAUUGUGUUGUAUCAUGUAUCUAGACAAAAUUUGAUUUUAUGUUGAAAUAAACUGUACCUAUCUUCUCAGUUCCUUUUGAUGUCGUCUUGUUUUAUUUUAAAGAGUCAAGACUUGUAGAUUGCUCUUUCAGGCGGGAUUUUGAUUUUGCUACUGUACAACAUAUUGGUUCUUUUGAAGGGAAUUGUAAAGUUUGCUACGUUAAUAA
Molecule: messenger RNA, 2726 nt
Organism: Oryza brachyantha (malo sina)
Lineage: Eukaryota; Viridiplantae; Streptophyta; Magnoliopsida; Poales; Poaceae
Product: protein MODIFIED TRANSPORT TO THE VACUOLE 1
Exons: 5
Coding region: 271-2355 (694 amino acids)
Cellular component (GO): trans-Golgi network membrane
Molecular function (GO): phosphatidylinositol binding; ubiquitin binding
Source: RefSeq, a predicted model, not a curated record